AGUUACGCUACUCCAUUCCAACAUGGCGACACCCUGGUUGGAAUUUGUGCAAAACGUUGCUAGUUGCUAGAUUAUUUCAACUAUACAAGCCAUUUAGUUUCCUGGAAGACAUUACCAUAUGACUAUUAUUAUAGUUUUUCUUAUGAGAAAACUGCUUUACGAGUGACUUCGAGAUGUUUCGCCGCGGACCUGCAAAGAAAGACCCCAACAACAAACCUGUGAAGAAGGACGCGAGCGACAGUGAUAAAUACGCCGAUCUCUUGGUUUUCGGUUAUGCCUGCAAACUGUUCCGAGACGACGAAAAGGCUCUUUACCACGAACAUGGAAAACAUCUAAUCCCGUGGAUGGGGGACAAGAGCAUCAUGAUUGAUAGAUAUGAUGGGCGGGGUCACUUACAUGACCUUUCAGAGUAUGACAGCGGGUCAUGGAAUACAUCCUACCAGCUGUCAGAGGAAGAGGCCAGGAUUGAGGCGCUGUGCGAUGAAGAGCGGUACCUGGCUCUGCACACCGACCUGCUCGAAGAAGAGGCAAGACAAGAGGAAGAAUACAAACGUUUAAGUGAGGCUCUGGCUGACGAAGGCACUUACAAUGCAGUGGCCUUCAAGUACAGCGCUGACUACUAUGAUCCCUCACAGCCCACAGAGGAGGAGGAGGCUAACAAGGAGCACGAGGAGGCAGAGCCGGAGGAAAGUGAAGAACCAUUUGUUGCCCCCCCGGGACUCUCUAUCCCACCAGAUGUGGAGCUGCCGGCAACCAUCAAGACGCACAACAUCAUCGAAAGGACGGCCAACUUUGUGUGUCAGCAGGGGGCUCAGUUUGAGAUUGUGCUGAAAGCAAAGCAGGCCGGGAACUCCCAGUUUGACUUUCUCCGCUUUGACCACUAUCUGAACCCGUAUUAUAAACACAUCCUGCGGGCCAUGAAGGAAGGUCGAUACAACCUUGUCUCUUCUAACAAGCAAGAGCAGUCUCAAGAGUCAGAUUCUGAAGAUUCUGAUGAUGAUGGAGAUGGCAACUACCUUCAUCCCAGUCUGUUUGCUCCGAAGAGAUGUUCUCGCCUGGAGGAGCUGACAAAGCCUCUUAAAGUUAUGGACCCAGAUCAUCCCCUGGCAGCAAUUGUACUAAAAGCUCAACAGGAAAGAAAUGGCACAGCAGCUGCAGUCACCGCUCCUGAGGAACCUGUGCCCGUUCCACCAGUCCAGUACUCUGCUGACCCUGUCUACUACGGAUAUUACAUGCUUCCAGACGGCUCAUACUGCGUCGCCGCACCUCCACCAGGUGUAGACGCCACGUCAUACUACAACAACAACAUGAAUUCAGGUGCCGUUUCAGCCCCUGCUUCUUCUGAGGCUUCUUCCCACAGUGAGAGUACUUCAGCACCUGCUGUAACAGUCACAGUGGCUCCAAAAGCUCCAGCUUCCUCGCAGGUUUCCACCCCUGCUGCUGCUGCUGCAAAUGUAGCAGAAAUCAGUAACUCCAAAGCUGAGGCUCCAGUUUCCACACCAGCGGCGCCAGCCAUCAUUCCCCCACCACCGGACAUCCAGCCAGUCAUAGACAAGUUGGCUGAGUAUGUUGCGAGGAACGGGGUGAAGUUUGAAGCCAGCGUACGCGCCAAGAACGAUCCUCGGUUUGAUUUUCUGCAGUCUUGGCAUCAGUUUAAUGCCUAUUACGAGUUUAAGAAGAAUUACUUUAUGCUUAAGGAAGGAAAAGCCCUACCAGAGAGUGCGAAAACAAAUGAAGACGAUGCGCUUGAAUCAGACAACUCCGCCAAUGAGGCGCAACUCUCAAAAGCCUCUUUUGCCCCCAUCUCCUUUGCCAUCAAGCCAAAGGAAAAUGACAUGCUUCCCUUUGAGAAGAACAGAGUGCGUCUCGACGAUGAUUCAGACGAGGACAAGUUUUUGGAAGAGGAGGUGAAUGCUGUGAUGGACGGAGCCGUGUUGGUUGAAAAAGAGCCUCCCCCUGUCAUUGUAUCUGACGAGAAGAAACCCACCCUUACUUUAGAAGAGCUGGAGGCAAAACAAGCCAAGCAGAAACUGGAGGAUCGUCUCGCAGCUGCAGCCAGGGAGAAGCUGGCCCAGGCAUCGAAGGAGUCCAAGGAGAAACAGCUACAGGCGGAGAGAAAGAGAAAGGCAGCGCUCUUCCUGCAGACGCUCCGCGGCCCAAUCGCUGGAGAGCCCGAGGCCAAGAGAGCUGAGCUAGAGUCAUAUACGCAACAAGAGCUGCAGGAAGCCUACUCUGCUCUGUCUGGCUCUGCAUCUCCUCAAGUGUGCAACGCACCACCUGCGUGUCCUCAGGAUCAAAGACUGUCUCUGGAGAGCCAAGUAGUGAACCGUAAGAGGGAGCACCAAACGGGCUCGUCAUCCUCGUUGCACUCUUCGUCCAAAGGCCCAGAGAGACACAGAGACAGAGAUCGGUACAGAGAUCGAGAAAGAGAUCGCGACAGAGACAGAGACCGAGCGCGAGACAGGGAUCGGGAUCGAGACAAAGGGAGGGAUAAAGACAAAAAGAAGAAGAAGCACAGGAGGAGAUCCAGAUCGAGGUCAAAGAGCAGACACGCACUUCCUAGUGCCUACAAAAGAGGUCGCAAGUCUCGAUCCCGCUCGCGUUCUCCCGGGAGGAGGGACAGGAGGGCACCCUCGCCUGAAAAGAGACGUGAGGAGAGAGAUCGUUAUCAUCCCAGCAGCCAGUCCAGCUUGCCCAGGGGCCAUUCAAGAUCCAGGUCCCCUCUGGAGCAAAAAAGAAACUUAUUAUCCUUGUCAGGGCAGAUGCAAACCGCAGGAUCAUCUGUCUCUCCAUAUUCCUCACCCAGAGUUUUCUCUCAUUCAGCGAGCCCCGUGUCCAGCCUCGGCCACUCAAGGGGUGGUUCUCAGGAGAAAGACAAGGCAGUGUCUUCUUCAAUAGUAUCCUCUGUGCAGUCCAAAAUAACUCAGGAUCUGAUGGCCAAAGUGCGAGCCAUGCUUGCUACAUCCAAGACCUUCCAGCCUCCCACAUCCUAAAAAGGGCAUACAUCCUUAUUCUGUACCCACCGCAGCCUCCGUCGGUCAAUGGGCGGCGUUCUCCAAUUUCCUGGAGAUUCAUCUCGCUCUCAUCGGUGUCUAUCGGCGACGUCUUUAUCUGUGAUUUAUUAUUUCUUUUAUGUUUGAGCUCAAGCAGACUGUUUUGCUGCAGAAGGUCCUCCGCAGUGUCGUAAGAAUAAAGCUGGAGCUGUAAGCGUCUGGUUUCACACUUGACUGGAGAAGGCGGCUCAUUUGCUGCGAGAUUAAGACACAGUCAAAAUGUUUUGGUGCGGCGAGAAUCAAUUGUGGAAAUAAACCAUGUGUUAUUUUGCAUUCUGUUUUAUGAUAAACCCGUAAAUGAUGUCAGUCAUUUCUGCAGCGUUACGUGGAGCUGUGGCAAGUGUAAUUAUCUCCUUCUGUGAAGGUUUGUGUUUGAUAAUUUCAUUUCUCUCUUUCAUAUCUGCUUUUCUCUGCAGCUGUUUCCUUCUCCGUCUCUCCUCUCUCCAUUAUUUCAGCAACUGAAGAAGUGGUUUUAAUUUUUUAUUCAUUCCCUCAGCUGUACUGUGUGGCCUUCUAUUUCUGUUCCUGGUUUGUACUGCAAUCAAUUUGAUGCAGGACAACUUUGUAAACUGAACAGUCAAUAAAGUUUCCGUUAUGACUCA
This is a messenger RNA of Fundulus heteroclitus (mummichog), 3655 nucleotides long. It is a transcript of the gene sfswap, whose product is annotated as splicing factor SWAP. NCBI's taxonomy places the organism in Eukaryota, Metazoa, Chordata, Actinopteri, Cyprinodontiformes, Fundulidae. Gene Ontology annotation, biological process: RNA processing; mRNA 5'-splice site recognition. Gene Ontology annotation, molecular function: RNA binding. The record is from RefSeq and is a predicted model, not a curated record. The transcript has 19 exons. Bases 174 to 2993 code for a protein of 939 amino acids.